AGAAACAGAGUGAGAACUGAGAAGUGAGUACAGAUUAGGGUUUCUGAGUGCCGCUCUCAUUCUGCGACUCUGCAACUUUCGCCGUUAACCCCCUUCACUCGUCACAAUGGCUGAACAAACCGAGAAGGCUUUUCUCAAGCAACCUAAAGUGUUUCUAUGCUCGAAGAAAAGUGGGAAGGGAAAGAGGCCCGGAAAGGGUGGAAACCGUUUCUGGAAAUCCAUUGGCCUUGGAUUUAAGACUCCCAGGGAUGCCAUUGAAGGAACCUAUAUUGACAAGAAAUGCCCCUUUACCGGAACUGUUUCCAUCCGUGGCCGAAUCUUAGCUGGAACUUGUCACAGUGCUAAGAUGAAUAGGACUAUCAUUGUUAGGAGGAAUUAUCUUCAUUUUAUCAAGAAGUAUCAGAGAUACGAGAAAAGACAUUCGAAUAUUCCUGCACAUAUAUCACCCUGCUUCCGUGUGAAGGAAGGAGAUCAUGUUAUUAUUGGCCAAUGCAGGCCACUUUCAAAGACGGUGAGGUUCAAUGUGUUGAAAGUGAUCCCAGCUGGAUCUUCAAGUGGUGCAAAGAAGGCAUUUGCUGGAAUUUGAGAUUUGAUUCAGUUUUUUGUUGAAGGAUAAUGUUAUCUUAUUAGUUAGUAAAACUGAUUCCUGGAAGAUUAUCAUAUAAAGAUAUGAUCAAUUUUGGAUUUCCUUUAAGAUUA
Arachis stenosperma is the source of this 699-nucleotide messenger RNA. RefSeq names its product 40S ribosomal protein S11. Gene Ontology annotation, biological process: translation. The record is from RefSeq and is a predicted model, not a curated record. NCBI's taxonomy places the organism in Eukaryota, Viridiplantae, Streptophyta, Magnoliopsida, Fabales, Fabaceae. The coding region runs from base 107 to 586 and encodes 159 amino acids. Gene Ontology annotation, cellular component: cytosolic small ribosomal subunit; ribosome. Gene Ontology annotation, molecular function: structural constituent of ribosome. The transcript is spliced from 6 exons.